Molecule: messenger RNA, 7094 nt
Organism: Synchiropus splendidus (mandarinfish)
Lineage: Eukaryota; Metazoa; Chordata; Actinopteri; Syngnathiformes; Callionymidae
Gene: cgna
Product: cingulin
Exons: 20
Coding region: 742-4245 (1167 amino acids)
Cellular component (GO): myosin complex
Source: RefSeq, a predicted model, not a curated record
AAAAAUAAAUCGUAUGGACUACCAUCCCGAAUCCCAUGACACAACUGUCAAACAGCAAAAUAAUACUCAUAAAACGACUGCCUAGUUUGUUUUUGAACUCAUCAUCUGCGCUUCAGUUUAUUAUCACAUCAUUCAAGAGUCCAGUCAGUGACUCCAGUGACCGCCCGGCAUUUGAAGGAACCAUUCAAUCUGCUAGUUGAUCGAAACUACUGUAACAUUAAGGUCCUGAUUCUGAUCCUUGCCAUCAAGGUGAGUUCAAAUCAAACGGACAUCUGGCUUGAAUCCACACUUAUUUGGAAUCUACACUUACACAUGUGCUCGGCAGCCAUUCAUUAAUUUCUUUAUAAAGCUCAUUCGGUCCUUAAUCAUGAAAUGGGAAACUUAUUCGAGUUUAAAAUUGUGCAUUUUGUUCUUCCCGAAGCGUCAUACUGGGAGUCGAUAAAGUUUUGAAUGACAGCAUAAUUUGACCAAUAGAAACGCAAUUUUCUGGCAACGCUUGUGGAAACGUCACAUUUACGGGCCAAUGAGUUUGGUUUAUUUGGCGAGUCGGGGCGGGGCCAUAACAUCCAAGUCGGAGGUAACAGGUUGCAGACGCCGCAGAGAUGAACUUGUUGCUACGAAAAUUCAAGUGCGAAUAGCUUCUCUUUCAACGAAUUUUGGACUUUUAAUGGAUAUUUGUCUACUUGCCUAAGAUAAAGUCGUCGGGAAGCGAGCGAAAACGAAGCGCGAAGAAGUGUGAGCAUGGCUGCACCGUCCUCGGGCCAGAAGACACCAGUCGACCAUGGCGUCCAGAUCCGCUUCAUCAACGAUCUCUCAGACACUAGCGGGGCCAGACCUUGGUCCCAGCCCAAGACUAAGCCCAAACCCAAGACCCACAGUAGCUCAAAGUAUGGUGUGGCUGUUCGAGUGCAGGGUAUUGCUGGUCAGCCGUAUGUGGUUUUGAAAGAUGGCCAGAAGGGAGACUCUUACGGGGUCCAACUGAGGACUCACAACCCACCUGGCUAUAACAGCCUUCCUCGAAGGAGGGAAAAGGCUGAACCUGGAACUCAGGGGAUUGAUUAUGGAGUAGCACAGGGAGGGACGCUGCGUCGGGCUCACUCUCAUGGGUCAUUACUAGAUCAUGAAGGGGAAGCGGGGGACGAGGAGUUCCAACUAUCUAGGCCACCAGGGGAUGGGAAGUCUGGCAGCUAUGGAAACCUGGAUGGAGGGAUCGGUGUACGAGAGGACAGAGGUGCUAGGAAUGUCUGGGAUGGGUCCUACCGGCCUAACGGGUCACUUGCAUCAGCAAGGAGCUAUGAGUCCUUGAGUGACCUUCACCCGCCUCAGAGACAGACCCCAGUGAACAGACUGAUUAACAGGUUUGAUGGUGGGAGUCAGCCAAGAGAGCCCUCUCCAGGUAACCUUGAGUCAACAUCACCCUCUCCCCACCGCUACACAUCGCCCCCGUCCUCCACUCACAGCAGCCUGGGUCGCAGCCAGCACAGUGUUUCCAGUCACUCCAUUAACUCUCCCGGAAGGUACGCUGCUGUGGAGACCACGGAAGCUAAAGUGACACCUGACCUUUUGCUGGACCAGGGGCCGACUGGAGAAAUGAGCAGCGAGGAGGAGCAGAUGAUCCAGACAAUAUACAGUGUCCUCAGAGAAGGGAACAGCGAGAGUGACGCCGUCAUCAAGCACAGAGUUAAAGUUAUCAUUCAGAGGAUUCAGAAACUCAAGCAGAAAGAAGACAGCACAGCGGGAUGGCUGCGUGAGAAGAGGGAACUGGAACGAAAGGUGUCAGAGCUUCAGGUGGCGCUGCAAAAUGAGAGGAGGGCUUCUGGCGGUGGUUCGGAUCCUAUUCUGAAAGCUGAGCUGGAGUCCAGCCUGGACGAGAACGUGCAGCUCCAGGAAAUUCUGGACCGGAAGAAGAAAGAAUUAAAUGAAACGCAAUCUGAUUUGACUCAGCUGCGAAUGGACCGGGAGAAUGCAGAGGUGCGGGUCAGGCAGUUGGAGGACCAGCUGGCAGAGCUUCAGGAGGAACUCAGGAGGGAGAGUGGCAGUAAAACGGACCUGAUGUCACUGCAGACACACCUGAUGGAGGUGUGCCAACUGAAACAGAAGCAGGAGGAGACGCUGAGACAGAGAGAACGGGAGCUGACAGCUCUAAAAGGAGCUCUGAAAGAGGAGGUGGCCUCGCAUGACAAAGAGCUAGAGGUGCUGAGGGAGCAGUACAGAGUAGACAUGGAAAAGCUCCGCGGCAGCAUGGAGCAGGUGUCCCAGUCUCAUGCUGGGAUCGAGGCCGAGCGUCUGCGGGUCAACGCGUCAGUGCGUACUCUGCAGCAGCAGCUGGAGGAUUGUAGAGAUGAAAGCAGCCACUGGAUGGAGCAGUUCCACUCCACCAGAGACGAGUUACGGAAAACGAAGCAAGAACUCCUGCAAACUCGUCUGGAGAAAGAGGAGUCUGAAGAGGAGCUCAAGGAGAUGAGGGAGAAAAUGAGCUCAAUGAAACAACAGAUUCCAGAUCCAAGUAUCUCCCAGACUGUCAACCAGGAACUCCAACGGUCCUCAGCGGAUCUGCAGAAGACUCGGUCGGAUUUGGAAAAGCAGAGGACAGAGUUCGACAAAAAGGUCAUGGAAAUCAUUGCCUUAAAGAAAGCUCAUCAGAACCAGGAGGCGGAGCUGAAGUAUGAGAUUGACAGGUUAAAGGAACAGUUACAGAGGAUGAAGGACGACUUUGCCAAGGCUCAGGAUAAAAACAAAAAGCUCCCGGACCCGACUGUCAUCUCAGAGUUGGAGCUGAAGCUGCGUGACGCGAGCAGUGAAGCCAGUCAGCUAAAAGAGAAGCUUGUCACGGCUGAGGAAGAACUAAACGCCAGUAAGUCACGACUCAGCAGAUCACAGCUGGACAUCAAAUCUCUGGAAGAUGACCAGCAGGAGCAGAUGGAGCUCAACGCUCGUCUGAAGGAGAAACUCUCACGGUUAGAGGCUCAGCUGCAGACCAGCGCUACAGAGAGCUCUGAGUUAGAGCUAGCGCUCCAUUCUGAGGUGAGAGGGGUGAGAAAUGAACUGGAGGAGCUCAAGAGGAAAGACGCAAAGCUGAAGCAGGAGCACCGAGAACUCACCCUGCGCUUUGAGGACUCUGAGAAGGAACGGGAGAACCUGAGACUGAAAAUCCAGAAAUUGGAGGAGUUGAAACAACAACAGGAACACACGUUGACCAAACUCAGCAAAGAUUAUGAAUCUCUUUCAGCGUCCUCACAGGAGGAGGUGCGGGCUCUCAAGGCUCACCUGGAGGAGCAAAGAGACAAGGCACGCAAAGAGAUCCAGGAGGCUCAACGUCUGGGAAGUGAGGCCCAGACACAACUGGACAGGAAUCAUUUAAAUUCAAAGCGACUGGAGGAAGAAAUGUCACGACACAAGAAGGAGCUUCUGCUGGUGUGUGAGGAGAGAGACAACCACCAGCUUGACAAGGAGCUGCUCAGCAACCGUUUGCGCCACCUAGAGGCGGAGAUGGAGACUGUGAGAAACGGCCAGAAUGACAAGAACAGAGAGAUUCGCAUCCUGGAGGACAAGCUGAAGAGGAUGGUGCUGGAGCUGGAGGAGGAGAAGAGCAGCGUGGAGAUGAUGACCGACAGAGUGAACCGAAGUCGAGACCAAAUCGAUCAGCUGCGCUCUGAGCUCAUGCAGGAGAGGUCGUCCAAACAGGAUCUGGAGCUGGAUAAGAGCUCCAUGGAGCGACAGCUGAAGGAGCUGAGGAGUCGGGUGUCCGACAUGGAGGGGCACUCUCGUUCCUCCACUGGAGUAUCACAGCUGGAGAGCAAAAUCCAAGAGCUGGAGGAAAGUCUGCGCAGUGAGGAGAGAGAAAAGAACUCGUUGUUGGCCUCACAGCGUCGUACAGAGAGAAAAUUGAAAGAGCUGAACAUCUUGCUGGAUGAGGAAAGACAAACCCACAUAGAGCAGAGAGACCAGCUCGCUCUGAGAGUGAAGGCUCUGAAGAGGCAGGUGGAUGAGGGUGAGACAGAGCUGGAGAGGAUCGAAGCGCUGAGGAGGAAGGCUCAAAGGGACAUGGAGGAGCAGCUGGAGCUCAAAGAAGCUCUGCAGAGUCGAGUCACAGCCCUGGAGACUGAGCUCAAGAGGAAAACUCAGGUGUCAAUGCGCCCAACGCUGGACUCUUCUGCUCUCAGUUCGGACGACGACAGUCUGUUCGACCCGUCGACCAUCACCUCCAUCCUGACGGAGAGCAACCUGCAGGCCAGCUCGUGUUGAAUCACGACUUUCAACCCUCUGAUGGAGGUCAUGUAGCACAGCCGAGGACAGGACAGCGGAGUAGCAGAUCUGUGGAAGCACCAGGCUGGUAGAAUGAGUUUCACAGACUGGUGGGCGAUGACAUUCCACUGUAGGGUGAAUAGAAGGAAGCUAAACUUCCUGAGUAAUUCAAGGCAGUUUCCGUAUCGCUGCAGUGUUCACUGUUUGUGAAGCAGACAAAAGGAUCGCUAUGAAAAAUACCUCUUAAAUGUUGAAAAUAAUGUAUCAACCAUCACACAGAUCACAAGUUUUAAUGACUGAAUGGUAGCAUGACUUAAGACACCAACUUUUUACACAAAUGUUAUUCUUAUGAUAUAUUCAUUAUUAACUAUAAUAAUAUCAUAGUUUUCCUUGACAUGUCAUCAUCUGUUUGUGUUUUUUUAAGCGUUUUAAUUUGAAAUGGAGGAGCGUUCAGAAAGAGUUGCUUAUUCAUUUGCCUUGUUUUCCAUAAUGAGUUGUAAGGACAUGAGAUGUAACGACUGUUUUGUCGUCUGUAACCGGUGUUCAACAUGGCCCAUGUGGAUGGAGGAAGCGUCUUCUCAGUAGCAUUUCUUCUCUUUUUUAUUAAUAAUAAUAAUAAUAUUAAUGGCAAUAAUAAUAAUGUUGAACUGAAAACAGGUUUCUGUUGUCACCCUGGAAGACAGAACCUUCCAGCUCCAGAUGUUUUUUGGACCAGUCAUCUUCUAAAACCUAAGGGAGAACUCGAACAUGGGCCUUCCUGCCUUAACAUUGCAGCACCAUCUUCUGCCCCACCUUGCCACCUCUGCAUGUUGAGCUGCCUGUCCUCAUGUGUGUAAUGCACUGGUGACCAAGCCAGGCUGUCCCCAGACUCUUCUAUGGGACAGGCAAGUCGGGCAUCUUGGACUAUAUCCAGCAUUGUUUAAACAGAGAGCACAGACCUCCACCAGCUCCACUUAUACACCCAUGUUUGGAUUUGCUUCACUCAAUAUUGCUGCCCUUUCUUUAUAAAAUUUCUUUUUUUUUUUUUAAAGAAUCAUUGAUUGCAGUGAGCUUAAUGGGACACUAGGUGGCCUUAGUUUUCUACAACCCGCUCACAACACACAGCAGCACAGAGGGUGAGGAAUCCUUCAAAAGGUUCACUGAUUCAAAUGGUAUUCCAGAACACUGACCAAAGUUUAUCAAGAGCUCCUGCUGUGCUCCUGCUCCUAAAUCAUCUGUGUAGCAUGUGUUUGUUUCUGAUGGCCCCCUCUGUCGAAGUACCUGGAACACUUCACAGUUGAGGACUGUUUUACUUGCUUGAUCUUAAAGAUGGAGAGGUCAGACAGGAGCUCCAGAACUGCUUGUUCUUUCAAAGCUCUGCCAUGACAGGAGGGAAGGGCCUAACACUGAGCGCUCUAUCAUUCCUGAUCAGGCUGUGAAAGGGAAAAAAACAGUCAGAAAUAUACAAGUGUCUUGUUUUUUAACUCGUGACAAAAUGCUCUUUAAUCAUUUCUAACUAAUACUGUGUUCACGUUCCUCAAUAGGAUCAUUUUAGCCGAGUGUUUAGUUAUAUUUUUAAUGUCCUUUUGUAGACCAUUUUUAUACUUGAUUUCUUUUUUAGAAUCACUAUUAUGUUUGCCUGCAGACACUGCACUUCUUCUAUGCAUUCUCUUUGAUAAGGUCACGAAGACACGUGUUGUUUGAUGAGGAAUUCUUGGUGAAAUUGAAAUUAUUGUGUUUUGGUGCAAUGUAAAGUUCAUUGGUGUCCCACCUGAUAGUUCAAUAGAACGAUGCUGUAAAUCCCUUCUGCUAAGAUAUUCACUAUGAUGAAACUGGUGCAUUUAUUUUGUAUCUCUUUUUUAUUAUUUCACUUAAAAAAAUAUCCAAGCAGCAUGUUUAAUUGUAAUUAAAAAUCCAUAUGAAAAAAUAUUUGUUGCAAUGUUUUUUAACCGACUGUACAUAUAUUAUGGAAACACAAGUCUUAUUAAACAUAACAAACAAAAUAUAUAGUUUAUGUGGCCAGGAAUGAGUAAUAAACGUGUCGGAAACUUGUUAGCUUACAUUGCUAGGUACACCUAUGUGUAACUGGGUGCUACUACUAACAAUAAUACAGUUUUGCUUUCAGAAAGUUGACCUUCAUUUUGGGCUUAGCUUAGUCAUGCUGGCUUUAAUGGCUUGAAUCUGAAUAGCUAGCAAGUGAUGACUUAUUUUGAGAGUGCAAGUGGAGCUAAUGGAGGUUUGCUGUAUGUUGAUGAUCUGUCUGUAGAUGCCAAGUCUUCCACGGAAAUCGUCUCAAACUCUUAUCUAAAUACCUGAGAAGCAGCAGAGUUUACACGCAGGACGCUAAUCUGUUUCCACAGAAUCACAUCUCUCAUCACAUCUGACAAACACUGGGCAGGAAGAUCGAGGUUCCUGGUUAACAAGUAUUUAGUCUGAAGUUUAAGGAGUGCCUGGAUAAUCACACGAUACUCACUGCGCCGGUUUGUUGGGACUCCAACAUUUGUGAUGACAAUGGACGCGCCAAAGCUGGUUUGAGGGCAAAUAUUGAAGCGAGGGAAUGAAAUGUGUGUGCAAACUAGCAUGCGUGUGUUUUUGAGCCUCAGGGAAGUGUCACCAGAAUAAAAACACUAAAAUAGAUUAACCAAAAUUCUUUUCUUCUAUUCAGCACUAGAUUGUGUUGCUUGGAAUUAAUUUCAUUUAACAUAAAAAGUGAUACUGCUAUAUUUAAAUAAAAAACCAUGUGUACUAUUUUAAACAUAGGAUUUGUAUGGACGGACAGGAGCACCGUAAAAAUAAAUUUUCAUUUUUUAUUUCAAUACAUUUUUUUUUACCUAGUUCUUAUAAAAUUAUUAUCCGAAAACCAGAUACAU